AUGCUACUAUUAUUAUAUUAUCUGAGUUAUAUAUUAUCGGGAAAUAUACAACAAGCAUGGGCAGCUAACCCGGAUCUUAUACCCAUACAAGUGGAUUCACCAAUUUCGCCAGUUGAGGUGCCAUUAUCUGGUCCAGUCUCAACAUCAGUCCAUUCCGGUACUACCGGUUGCUCAACAAACGAUUUCCGUUGUAACGAUGGUAAAUGUAUCAGGUUCGAGUGGAAAUGUGACGGGUCAGGCGAUUGUUCAGAUGGCGAAGAUGAGAAGGACUGCCCACAUCCUGGUUGCAAACCGGAUCAAUGGCAAUGUGACAAAUAUGAAUGGCGUUCAGUUUCUUGUAUUCCGGAAUAUCAACGAUGUGACAAUAUUACAGACUGUGCAGAUGGUUCGGAUGAAGUGGAUUGUCCGGCGCCAAGUGUAUCCUGCAACGUUAACGAUGGUUCCGUAUUCCAAUGCGCUGACGGAAGACAAUGCUUUGAUAUAUCAAAGAAAUGUGAUGGAAAGUACGAUUGUAGAGAUUUAAGCGAUGAAAAGGAUUCCUGUCCACAUAAUCAUACAGCCUGUUUUCAAUAUCAAUUUCGUUGUGCUGAUCAAUCACAAUGUAUUCAAAAAUCAUGGGUUUGUGAUGGUUCAAGUGAUUGUGCUGAUAGUUCAGAUGAACCAUCAACAUGUGAAUUUAAACAGUGUAGCGGUGGUGAAUUUCAAUGUAAGAAUAAACGAUGCCAACCACGAAAAUUUCGUUGCGACUAUUACGAUGAUUGCGGUGAUAAUUCUGAUGAAGAAGGAUGUGGACAAUAUCUUUGUCCACCACAGCAAUGGAAUUGUCCUGGUUCGGGUCAUUGCAUUCAUAAAACUAAAUUAUGUGAUGGAAAAAAUGAUUGUUUGGAUGGUUUCGAUGAAAAGAAUUGCUCAUCAAAUCUUUGUCCAUCAUUAGGAUGUCAAGCCGGAUGUCAUUCAUCACCAUCUGGCGGUGUUUGUACUUGCCCCGUUGGCUAUAAGUUGGAUGAACGAUUUCAUAGAACUUGUUCCGAUAUCAAUGAAUGUAUUGAAUGGGGUUACUGCGAUCAAGGUUGUCAAAAUCAUCGUCCCGGAUUUACCUGUUCAUGUCUUGGUGAAUGCUAUCACCUGGAAAUGAUGCAUGGACCUGGUAAUGAUAAUCGUACUCUACGAGGAUACUGUUUAUCACGUGACUCGAAUACUAUGCGAUUAUAUAUCGCUAGGAGAGAGGGAUUAUACAGGAUAAAUCCAAAUGAUCCAAAUGAAGAAGCAAAAAAAUUGGUUAGCGGUGAAUUUAUUUAUGGUAUUGGAUUUGAUUUUGGUGACAAGAAGAUGUUUUGGACCGAUCGAUUGUCACAUUCAGCAUUCAGUGCUGAUAUUGAUGAUAGUGGUGAUAUAAAUAAUAUUAAGAAACUUGAUUUGAAAAAUUUAAUUUUUCCACGAAAUUUGGCUGUUGAUUGGCUUACGAAUCAUUUAUAUAUCGUUGAGUCAGGAUCAAGACGAAUUGAUAUUUCAACUUUUGAUGGUGAAAGAAGAACUGUACUAAUUGCUGAUGGCUUAGUACUACCAUUAGAUAUAGCUCUUGAUCCAAUUAGAGGUGAGAUGUUUUUUUCAAAUCAAUUCAAAUUAGAAAGUGCAGCAAUGGAUGGUACUCGACGGCGUACUCUAGUUGACAGUCACACACACCAAGUGAGUGGUGUCGUAGUUGACAUUGCCGCUAAACGGGUUUAUUGGGUUGAUCCGAAAGUUGAUCGAGUGGAAUCAAUCGAUUACAACGGAAAAGAUCGAAGAAUAGUUAUCCAAGGGAUGAAUAAUGUACCACAUCCAUUUGGUCUUACAAUAUUUGAUCAAUAUCUGUACUGGACAGAUUGGACACGUCUUGGUGUUAUGCGUGUUGAAAAGUUUGGCUCACCGACCGAUAUUAUUUGGACAAAAAAGGAAAAUAAUGUAUUUCCGAUGGGUAUUGUAGCAUAUCAUCCGAUGACUCAACCUGGACCUCAAGAAAGUGAUUGUCUUGGUUUAAAAAUUGAUAAUCCAUGUGUUGAAGCAGAUUGUCAAGGAAUGUGUAUUUUAAGUAAAGAUAUUGGUGGACUUGGUAUUGGCUAUCGAUGUAUUUGUCCUAUAGGACAGAAAUUAAUUGAUGGAAAACGUUGCGUUGAUUCUACCGAUUAUUUAUUAUUUAGUAGUAAUAAAGUAGUACGUGGUAUAUUCCCAGAAAUAGAUCAAGAUUCAUUAAGUGAAGCAAUUUUACCCAUAUCACCUGUUUCACAACGUCGUAUUGGAAUGUAUUUUGAAGUGGAAUGUGAUAUUCAUGAUAAUAGCUUCUUCUAUGCUGAUAUAAUGGACAAUACAGUUUACAGGGUAAAACCGGAUGGGGAAGGUUCUGCCCCGGUAUUAGUAACCCAUAAUGAUGGAUUAGUUUCAAUGUCAUUUGAUUGGCUUUCAAAGCAACUUUAUUAUGUUGACAAUAUCAGAAAUAGUCUUGAAGUUGUCAAAAUAUCUGAACAGGGUCUUGUUCAUCCGGAUCAGCUAAUUCAUCGUCAAUUGCUGAACGGUUUACGUGAUCCGGUUGCUGUUGCUGUGCAUCCGUGGCGUGGAAUUCUAUUCUUUGCGGAAGCUCAACGACCUGCAAGAAUCUAUCGUUGUAUGAUAGAUGCAAGUAAUUGUCACAUUAUACGGAAUACAACUCUCGGACGACCGUCCAGUAUGGUUAUCGAUUUCUCGGAAGAUCGACUUUGUUACGGUGAUACUUUAUUGAAGACGAUUAAUUGCAUGAACUUUGAUGGGUCAAAUCCAUAUGUUAUACCUGUGGACAAUCCAAUUCCAGUUGCUAUCGCUGUACUUGGAGAUGAAUUCUAUUAUGUACAUCAAAGGCCAUAUUCAAUACGUCGUGUAAAUAAGCGAAAUGGUGGUAAAGGUCGAAUUAUCCGCCAAUUUACUGGCAAAGAUCGAAGUGUUUUUUCAUUGAAGGCCUGUUCACCAGCUAAUCAACCUAUACCUGAUCCAUCUAUUGAGCAUCCAUGCCAUUCAAGUGAUUGUUCUCAAUUUUGUUUUGGACUUCCCAAUAGUUCGUCAUCUUCAGAAGCUCAGCCACUUGUGAAAAGAUGUGGAUGUAGGCAAGGAUUCAAAAUAAAUCCAGAGAAUAUGCGUACUUGUCAACGUGAUCGUCGUGAAAUUGUUGAAGUAUUAUGUGCCAGUAAUUCAUCACAAUUCUUAUGCGCUAAUGGACGAUGUAUACCAAAUGAAUGGAAAUGUGAUGGUGAAAAUGACUGUCUCGAUGGUAGUGAUGAGAAAGGAUCAGAUAAUAAGCCAUGUUUUGUUGAAAAAGAAUGUCCACCGAAUACAAUUCGUUGUAAUAAUACAAAGAAAUGCAUACCUCAACAAUAUGCUUGUGAUGGUGAUAAUGAUUGUGGUGAUUAUUCUGAUGAAGAUGUUAAGUAUUGCAAAAAUGGUGAAAUUCCGGUUUGUGCAGCACGAAAGUUUCAAUGUGAUAAUCAUCGAUGCAUUCCGGAACAAUGGAAAUGUGACUCGGAUAAUGAUUGUGGUGAUGGUUCAGAUGAAAAAUUAGAAAUGUGCUCGAAUACAACAUGCUCAUCCAAUCAGUUUACAUGUGGUAAUGGUCGUUGUAUUCCGGUUUAUUGGCUUUGUGAUGGUGAUAACGAUUGUUAUGAUAAUACUGAUGAAGAUAAAGAGAGAUGUCCAUCAGCAUUAUGUCGUCCUGAUCAAUUCCGUUGUGCUAAUAAACGACAAUGUAUUUCACUCAAGAAUCAUUGUGAUGGACAACAGGAUUGUGAUGAUGGUUCAGAUGAAGAUAGCUGUUUCUCUCAGAGUGAUAAGUGUACACAUAAUGAAUUUACAUGUGCUUCAGAUGGACUUUGCAUACCGAUAGCAUGGAAAUGUGAUGGACAAAAAGAUUGUGAAGAUGGUAGUGAUGAACCGGAAAGUUUAUGUUCAAGCACUCAAUGUGCUUCAGAUCAUUUUAAAUGUGCUAAUGGUCGCUGCAUUUUUAACACUUGGCUUUGUGAUGGUGAGAAUGAUUGUGGUGAUAAUAGUGAUGAAGAUGCUGAACAUGGUUGUCAACGUUCUCAGUUACUUUCUAUUCGAUGUCCUUUUGAACAUAUGGCAUGUCCAGGAUCUCCAGAUAUUUGCAUACCAUUUCAUAAUUUAUGUGAUGGUAAAGAUCAUUGUCCCGGUGGUACCGAUGAAGGUGGACGUUGUGCUCGAGAUCUUUGUGCUGCAGAUCGAGCUGGUUGUGCUUUCAAGUGUCAUAUGAGUCCUGAUGGUCCUCUUUGCUCAUGUCCAUUUGGUGAAGCGCUGGUGAAUAAAACUAAAUGUGAACCGGAAAAUGAAUGUUUAGAUGCUCGUUCAUGUAGUCAAAAUUGUACUGAUGAAAAGCAUGGAUUUACCUGUAGUUGUGAGGAAGGUUAUACAUUAGAUGCUGAUAAAAGAACUUGUAAAGUUACUGAUGGUGUUCAGGAUAUGCGUAUCUAUGUAUCAAAUCGUAAUCGUAUUUAUUGGUCUGAUCGUUUUCUCGAGAAUUGGCAUACAUUUGAAGCACGAGUGGAGAAUGCGAUUGCAUUAGCAUGGGAUUCAGUGGAAGAUCGAAUUUAUUGGUCAGAUAUAAGAGAAAAGAAAAUUUAUUCUGCAACACGAAAUGGUACAAAUGUGACAGUAUUUAUUAGUGAAGGUUUGGAUGUGACAGAAGGUAUUGCGUUGGAUUGGAUUGCGCGUAAUUUAUAUUGGGUUGAUUCCAGUCUAAAUACUAUAGAAGUAGCAUCAUUAGAACGAUCUAGUGCAAGAGCGGUAUUAAUUCAUGAAAAUGUUGAUCAACCACGUGGUAUUGCUGUAGAUCCAAGAAAAGGUCUUUUAUUUUGGACUGACUGGGGUCAGAAUCCACGUAUUGAAAGAGCAAAUAUGGAUGGUUCAGAGAGACGUGUAUUGGUAAAUUCAAAAAUUUAUUGGCCAAAUACAAUUGCGUUAGAUUUAACAACCAAUCGUCUUUAUUUUGCUGAUAGUAAAUUGGACUAUAUUGAUUUUGUUAAUUAUGAUGGAAAUGGUCGUACACAAGUAUUAUCAUCAACAAAAUUUGUUCAACAUCCACAUGCUUUGGCAAUAUUUGAAGAUAUUAUUUACUACAGUGAUCGACGAUUACAGCGACUUCAACUUUAUCCAAAAUAUCCAAAUGGUACAUCAACAGAAUAUCAAUCACAUACAUUCUCAAAAGCUCUUGGUGUUACUGCAGUACAUCCUGUUUUACAACCACAUUUCGAGAAUCCUUGUGCUACUAAUCAUUGCUCUGAUCUUUGCUUAAUCGGUAAAGAUAUGAAAAGCACAUGUAAAUGUCCGUUAGGUAAAAUUUUGGAUACAAGUGGUAAAAACUGUAUCAGUGAUAUGAAACCAUUCCUGAUGCUAAUCCAGAAGACAAAUAUCUUUGGCUUAUCUAUGGAUGAUGCAGUAAACGGAACACCUUCACUUUCCGGAAUGAUACCAUUAGCUGGUCUUAGUAAUGCGUAUGACGCAGACUAUGAUCCGGAAUCAGCUGAGAUAUUUUAUUUGGAACAUGCAACAACGGGUCGAAUAAUUAGUCCGAAUAGUCUUCCAGAAUCGCGAAUUAUUCAAGUAUUGCCAUCUGCGACAAAUCGAACACAGAUAAUUGCUUCACAAAUUCCCGAUGAUUCGUAUGCAAUGGCAAUGGAUUGGAUUGGGCAAAAUAUGUAUGUUGCAAAUAAAAUUUCACAAACAAUUGAAGUAGUACGAACUAAAGAUAUGCAAUAUCGUGCAACUGUGCUAAACAAUAAUCAAUCUCCUACAGCAGUAGCAAAUCCGGUUGCUUUAGCAAUCGAUUCUGAUCGUGGACUUCUUUUCUGGUUAGAUCGUGGUAGCGGUGCUAUUUCACCAAAAGUAGCUCGAGCUGAUUUAGAUGGUAAAAAUGCAUUGGUUAUUGUUUCAAAUGAACUCACUGAAUUGAAUCAUUUAGCGCUUGAUACAAUCAAUCAACGCUUAUAUUUCUCAGAAUCAAAAGCUGGUCGAAUAUCAUAUGUGACAUAUGAUGGUCAAGAUCGUCAUUAUAUUUUGAAUGAUGUUGGAAAGCAACCACGUGGUAUUGCAUUCUUUAACAAUCGACUUUUUUAUGCAGAUAGUGCAUUUGAUAGUAUUGAAGUAACUACCUUAUCCAGUGAUGGUCAAUUAUCACAAUUUCAACAUUUUAAAAAAAAUAUUGAUCAGCUAAUCAAUAUCAAAGCUAUUUCUGGUCGAAGUGCUGAACAUUCACAUCCAUGUCGAACAAAUAAUGGUAAUUGUGAACAUUUAUGCAUUCCAAAAGCAUUUUCACAACAUUAUUGCAUGUGCGCAACUGGUUAUGUGCUAGAAAGCGCCACUCAUUGUAGACUUUUUGACCAAUCAUUCUUGAUUGUAGCUACAAAGACACAAAUUACUGGAAUACCAUUGAAAGAAGAACAAAAGAGAUCAAUUGCAAUGGAACCAAUUGGUGGUACAUCAAUUGCAGCAGUUGAUUAUGAAUUUGAGAGUAAAUCGCUAUUCGUAGCAGAAACAUCAGGUGUAAAUCGUGGCAUUUAUAAGGUUAUUUUGGGUAGUGGUGAAGUGAAGAAUAUUGUCAGAGAUAAUUUUGGUUCAUUUACCGUACGAAGCAUUGCUCUCGACUGGAUUAAUUAUAACUUAUAUUUUAUCAAUGUUGACUCGGAUCGAACACAUAUUGAAGUUUGUCAACUAGAUGGUAAACAUCGUAAAAUUUUACUCUCAACAAAAACUGAAACGCCAACUUCUCUUGCUGUUGAUCCGAUUGGUAGAUAUUUGUACUGGGCUGAUCAAGGUCAAAAACCAUCUAUUCAGCGAGCUUACCUGGAUGGAAGUCAUCGACAGGUAAUUGUACAUGAAAAUAUUGCUGAACCAACAGAUUUAAUAAUCGAUUCCAAUAGUCAUAUGAUUUAUUGGACUGAUGCUAAACUUGAUGGAAUAUAUCGUGUCCGAGCUGAUGGCGGUCCUGUGGAACUGGUACGAAGUGACAUUGCCGCCGCAGCAGGCAUUGCAUUACUUGGACAAACAAUGUACUGGACGGAUAAUCGUUUAGAAAAAGUAUUCUCUGCAUCCAGUAGCCCAAAUCAGACAUCAUUAUUACUAUCACCAACGACAAUUGCUGCUGGUCUAACUGAUCUAGGAAAUGUUGUUGUAUUUGAUGAAUCAGUACAGCCAAAAGCAUCAUCACCUUGUCAAAUAACGGAUAAUUUGAGGAAGACACCAUGCGCCCAACUUUGUUUUGCCUCACCGGGUAGUCAAAGUCCUUUAUGCGCAUGCGCUCGUGGCGUAUUGAAGGGAAGAUCUUGUGAAGAACCAGAAACAUUCCUAAUGUUUGCUGAUAGUAACUAUAUAGUGGAUACACCAAUUGAACCAGACGUAAAAGCACCAAAUCCAUUAAAAGAAGCUUUACCUCAAAUUGAAAAUUUACAAACAUUUGAUGUUGACGUGAAUUUACGACGUAUUUAUAUGGUUACGGAGUCUGCAAAUGGCGCAAAUAUUUCUUGGUUUACAAUAAAUCAACCAACUAAACGAAGACUUAUUUUUGGUCCUACAAAAAGUAAAAUUGCUGACUCAGUGCGACAUAUUUCGGAUAUGAAACUUGAUUGGUUGACACAUAAAAUAUAUUUCACAACUGGCAGGGGUGGUAAAGUGUAUGUGAUCAAUGUGCAAGGUGAGCAUGCAGCAACAAUUGCAAACGGUGAUUGGACAUAUGCAUUAGCUCUCGAUCCGUGUGCAGGUUUUGUCUUCUGGUCUGAUAGUGGUUAUAAGAUAACUGGCGGUAUAUAUGAGCCACGUAUCGAACGUGCUAAUAUGGCAGGUGGUGAUCGACGUGUAAUUCUGAAGGAAGGUAUAAGUUUACCUGCAGCAUUAGCUAUUGACUUUCGAGAGCAACGACUCUAUUGGGCUGAUAUUAACAAAUUAAAUAUUGAAUCAUCAGAUUAUGAUGGUAAAAAUCGACGUACAGUUGGUAUUGGAUAUCGUGCUAAAAGUCUCGAUAUAUGGGGUCAAUGGUUAUAUAUGAGUGAUCCACUUGCAAAUGGAAUAUUUCGUAUGAAUAAGAACUCUGGUAUCAAUUAUCAAAAUGUAGUAUCAGAUCGACGAAUUCCAUCAACAUUAAGAGUUAUUGCUUCUGAAGCAGAUACACGAACUCGUAAUCAAUUCUGCAGUACGUACACAUCAGGUUUAUGCAAAAAAGAUAAUGGUGGUUGUGAACAGCUUUGUCAUGUAAUUGCAUCAAAUGGUGAAACGAUAGCUUCAAAGGUACAAUGCGCUUGCAAUGAUUCAUUUGAACUUGUCACAGAACCUGGAAAAGAUAUUGCUACUCAAUGUGUACCACGGGAAACUGUUCAAACAUGUCAACCACCGUAUAACUUCCAAUGCGCUGAUGGUAUCUGUAUAGCACUUAGCGCAACAUGUAAUGGUAAGCAUGAUUGCGCCGAUGGUUCAGAUGAGCAUCCAACAUAUUGCAAUACACGAGUAUGCCCAGAGCCAUAUUUUCUCUGCUCCAAUCGACGUUGUAUUGAAGCUGAACUUCGUUGCAAUAAUUUAGAUGAUUGUGGUGAUAAUUCAGAUGAACUAGAUUGCAUCACUACCUCAACUACAUGUCCAUCUGGACAUUUUGAAUGCUCUAAUGGACAUUGUAUUAAUAGCACAAAGGUAUGUGAUGGUCAUAAUGAUUGUCACGAUGAGAAAGUAUCAGAUGAAAAUAAGGAAACAUGCCCAAAUUUACCCAUUGAUUGCCGUGGUGUACGAUUACGUUGCCCAAAUACGAAUAUUUGUAUUCAACCAGCAGAUCUUUGUGAUGGUUAUAAUGAUUGUGGUGAUAAAGCAGAUGAAAAUAAGCUUUUUUGCAUGAAUCAACCAUGUGCUAUGCAUUAUGUUCGUUGUCCAAGUGGUCGAUGUAUACCGGAAACAUGGCAAUGUGAUGGUGACAAUGAUUGUGGUGAAGGUGCUUGGGAUGAAAAUCAUACAAAUUGCACAGAUUCUAAUGGAAAGCGUAUUUGCUUGGGAGAAUAUUUGUUUCAGUGUGAUAAUGGAAAAUGUAUCAGUCGAGCAUUCAUUUGUGAUGGUGAAGAUGAUUGUGGUGAUGCAAGUGAUGAAAGUAUCAUUCAUAAUUGUGGCAAUCGUACCUGUACUGAACAGGAAUUUCAUUGCAAAUCAAAUGUUCAUCUUAGUCAACCAAAAUAUGAAUGUAUACCAAAAGCAUGGCUUUGUGAUGGUGAUGUUACCUGUGCAAAUGGAGAAGAUGAAAGUAAGGAAUUGUGUGGAGUGGAGAAGAAACAAUGUAAUAAAGGAGAAUUCAGAUGUGCUAACAAACAUUGCAUUCAUGCUUCAUGGGAAUGUGAUGGCGAUAAUGAUUGUCUUGAUGGUUCUGAUGAACAUCCUAAUUGUACUUACUCACAAUGUCAACCUGAAUUCUGGCAAUGCAGCAAUAACAAAUGCAUUCCUAAUUCUUGGAAAUGUGAUGGAAAUGAUGAUUGUGAUGAUGGUAGUGAUGAGAAGGAUUGUACUGAUAAGAGUGCUUCAGCAUUGAUAGCAAAUAGUUGUUCUGUUGGACAAUUCCGCUGUAGCAGCGGUGAAUGUAUAGCAGAAAUGAAAGUUUGUGAUCGAAUUUAUGAUUGUUUGGAUAGAUCAGAUGAGUCAUCAAAAUGCUUGAUUAACGAAUGUACCACUGCGGAAAAGCCAUUAUGUGAGCAAAAAUGUAUUGAUUUACCAAUUGAUUAUCGUUGUGAUUGUUUCGAAGGAUUUGCUCUCGACAAAGAUGACAAAAAAUCAUGUCAUGAUAUUGAUGAAUGUGAAACUGGUCUUGGACAAUGCAGUCAAAAAUGUGAAAAUAAAAUUGGUACUUACAAAUGUUGGUGCACUGAUGGAUAUGCCAUAUCAAGUGAUGAUCGUACAUGUAAACGAAUUAGUACGGAUCCUGAACCAUGGUUAUUGUUUGCAAAUAAACAUUACAUACGGAAGCUUACAUUAGAUGGAGAAAAUUAUGAGUUAGUAGCUCGUGGAUUUGAAAAUGUUAUAUCAAUGGAUAUUGAUAUGAAAGAAAGAAAAGUGUAUCUUGUGGAUUCUGGUAAACUCAGACUCUAUAGAGUUAGUAUGGAAGAGCUAGAUCAACCAAUUGAUUCUUAUGAGGUCGUUCUAAGACAUAAUGUCUUUGGUACUGAAGGUAUUGCAAUUGAUUGGAUUGGGCGCAAAUUGUACAUGUUGAACAGACAGGAACGUUCGUUGCGCGUUUGUGAAUUGGAUGGUCGUUAUUGUAGAACACUUAUUCGUGAUCGUAUCGCUCAACCAAAGGCAAUAGUAAUACAUCCAGGAAAAGGUUAUCUCUAUUUUACGGAAUGGAGUUUGCAAGCAUACAUUGGUCGAGUAUCACUGGAUGGCUCUCCACAAUUAUCUGAUCCAAUUGAAAAACUUGCUGAAAAUGAUCUUGGCUGGCCAAAUGCACUUGCUAUUGAUUUCUUUGCUGAUAAAUUAUUCUGGGCAGAUGCGCACUUAAAUGAAGUUGGCUUCAUGAAUUUGAAUGGUGGAGCUAGACAUCAUAUUCCAGCAAAACGUACAUCACAUAUCUCAUCGAUGACUGUAUUUGAUGAUUAUUUAUUUUGGUCAGAUUGGAAUUUACGAGAAAUUAUUAGAGUGAAUAAAUGGACUGGUAUGAAUGAAACAGUGCUAAAGAUAACGACACAAUUACCAAAUGAUAUUAGGGUUGUUCAUCCAUUUCGUCAACCGGAUUAUAAGAAUCCAUGUGGUGAUAAUAAUGGUGAAUGUUCUCAUUUAUGUUUACUAUCUGCACAUGAUCCUGGCUUUACAUGUUCUUGUCCUGAUCAAUUUGUUCUGCUUAACGAUAAUAAAACUUGUGAACCUCAUUGCACUGAUCGACAGUUUGCAUGUGGUGGUGAUGAUGCUAAAUGUAUUCCAAAAUUAUGGUAUUGUGACGGAGAGCCGGAUUGUCGUGAUGGUAGUGAUGAACCCGGAAAAGACAUUUGCGGACCGAGAAUUUGUGCUGUUGGCGAAUUUCAGUGCAACAAUCAUAACUGUACACGACCAUUUCAACUUUGCGACGGUAGUGAUGACUGUGGUGAUGGUUCUGAUGAGGUAGAAUGUGAUAAGCCAUGUGAUCCAUGGAUGUUCAAAUGUUCAGCAACCGGAAAAUGCAUUCCAAAAAGAUUCAUUUGUGAUGGUGAUGAUGAUUGUGGUGAUCGAUCUGAUGAAGCAGAUGCUAUAUGCAAAAAUAAGGAGCGCAAUUGUACUGCGGAAGAAUUUCGUUGCUCAAAUCAUAAAUGUAUACCAAAAAUGUGGAAAUGUGACAACGAUGAUGAUUGUGGUGAUGGUUCAGAUGAACCUUCAGAAUGUAGCAGUAUUGAAUGUCGCAAGGGAUGGACUCGAUGUUCUUCUUCCUACAGAUGCAUACCGAAUUGGGCGUUCUGUAAUGGACAGGAUGACUGUCGUGAUAAUUCCGAUGAAAUAAGAGAUCGUUGUCCAACUUGUGAUGAUAUUGGUGAAUUCCGAUGUGCCACAUCUGGAAAAUGUAUUCCAAAAAGAUGGAUGUGUGAUAGCGAAAAUGAUUGCGGUGAUGAUUCCGAUGAAACAGAUCCAUCGUGUGGUGGUACAUCAAGACCAUGUUCAGAAUCUGAAUUUCGAUGCACUGAUGGUCGUUGCAUUCCUGGAAAUAAAGUUUGCGAUGGUACUUUACAAUGUGGUGAUGGUAUAGAUGAAUCUCAAUGCAAAUUACGUGACUGUAAUCCAGGAUUUAUGAAAUGUGACGAUGGUACCUGUAUACCUGAACAUCGUUGGUGUGAUCGUCGACGUGACUGUCCAAAUGCUUCUGAUGAAAGUCACUGCGAAAAUUAUCCAAAUCGUCGUGAAUGUAGUCCGUUUGAAUUUGAAUGCGGUAAUUCAGUAUGCAUUCCACGUAAAUUUAUUUGUGAUGGUGAUAACGACUGUGGUGACAAUUCAGAUGAGACAAAUGAGCACUGCAAAAGUGCUCUCUGUGAUCCACCUCUUCGUUUUCGUUGUGCUCAUUCUAGACUUUGUCUUAAUAUUUUACAGUUGUGCAAUGGUGUCAAUGAUUGUGGACAAUUUGAUCAUUCAGAUGAGCAUUUAUCCAUGUGUAGCUCAUUCUCUGAAUAUGGUGAUUGUACCACAAAUCAAUUUAAAUGUACCAAUGGUAAAUGUAUUAAUGCAUCGUUGGCUUGUGAUCAUAACGAUGAUUGUGGUGAUGCUAGCGAUGAAAUUGGAUGUGCAAAACGAAAAGGAAUUACAUGUGAAACAAAUAAUGAAAAUGGAAAUUGUAAACAUUUGUGUACAGAUGUUAAAGAUGGUUAUUACUGUCAUUGCCGAGAUGGUUUUCAACCGAAUCCGGUUGAUCCAUAUGACUGUAUUGAUAUUGAUGAAUGUAUGGGAAAUAAUACCUGUACUCAGAUUUGUAUGAAUACCAAAGGAUCAUAUCUUUGUCGCUGUCUUGAAGAUUAUGAAAAUAAUGUGGUUGUAGGAGCAAUGACUGGCAAAGAUUGUCGUGCUAAGAGUGAUCCACCACUGAUAAUGAUAGCUGCAGAUGGUGAAGUAGUGCAGUUGAAUCCUGCACAUGCAGGUGAAACAAAUCGUCAUGCAGCAGGUAUGCUUGAUCAGAAUGAUAUUAUUGCAGUGGAUUUUGAUCCACGUAGAGAGCUAAUGUUUUGGAUUGAUAGUGAAAAGCGCAAAGUUUAUCGAUCAGCUCUACCUAAAGGUAAUCAGUCACAUGCUGGUCAAGAACUUAAUAUUGAUUUCAAAGAUUUGAAAUCGUCACCCUCUGCACUUUCCAUUGAUUAUCUUACAGGGAAUAUAUAUCUCGCAGCAAUAUCAGAUGAUGAAGCUGCAGGAUUUAUAGUCAGGAAAAAAAGAGAAACGGAGCAAACAGUAAAUAAAGGCAUUGGUGGUACAAUCUAUUUGGCAAAAUCGGAUGGUCGUUAUUUACGAACUUUAAUUAAGGGACGACUUCAUAUUCCAACUGCAAUUAUUACAUUGCCACAGAUCGGAAGAAUAUGUUUUGCGGAUGCCGGAUUUGAUGCAAAAAUUGAAUGUGCCGAUAUGGAUGGAAAACAUCGUAAUGUUAUUGUAAAAGAUCUCAUUUAUUCGCCAACUUCAUUGGCUGUUGAUGAAGGUAAAGACAAUCGUAUAUACUGGGCAGAUCCGAAAUAUCGCAAAGUUGAAUCAGUCUUACCAGAUGGCACAAAGCGAACAACAGUAAUUAUUGAUAAUCGAAUGCCAUGGGCAGUAGAUGUAUUCGAGAAUAAUCUCUAUUGGGCUUCUAAAGAAAGCCAAGAUUUAUUUGUUCAGGAUAAAUUUGGUCGUGGUCGUAUCAGCGUAUUAGCUUCUAAUAUACCAAAUGCACAUAGUAUUCGUAUAUAUCAACGUUUUGCUCGUGAUACGUCACGUGCUGUAUCAACUUGCGCAGAUGCUACGUGUAGUCAUUUGUGUGCUGAAUUACCUCGAAAUACAUACACAUGUUUAUGUCCUGAUGAAUCACCACAACUUAAUGAUGGUUCAUGUUCCGGUACUAGAGUUGAUGAAUUACCAAUUCCGAAGCAGUGUGAAUGUCAGAACGGUGGUAUCUGCCAGUUGGAUGGUUAUUGUGAUUGUGGUGAUUUCGAAGGAGAACAAUGUCAGAAAGGUUCUACUGUAUCUCGACAGUUAAUUGGUCGAUUUGGUUCGAAUGCUUUAUUAGCAGCGCUAUUGUUCAUUUCUUUGUUAGCUUGCUGUAUUGCGCUAAUGGUUCUAGUGGGAACGAAUCUUUAUAGAAAACGUUUAUUACUCUUCAAAAAGAAUGAAGCUGCUGAUGGAGCUGUUUCAUUUCAUGGAAAUGUUAUCUCAUUUAGCAAUCCGGUACUUGAUCCGAAACCGAGUGAUGCAACACCAGUGGAAUACGGUAUGGUACAAUUACAAGCUAAUACUGUAGCUUCAUCAACAACAUUCUCAAAUCCAGUAUAUGAAAUGGAAGAAUCAUCUGAUAAUCAAUCAAUGCAGUCUUCUACUACCGUAAUUACAUCACAGACAGAAGUAUCAUCAACAUCACCAGCAACAACAACAACAAUACACAGUAAUGCACCAUCUCGUGUACACUCUUUUGUUUCCGUUGAUAUGAAACCUGAACCUUCGUCUUCUGUUAUUGCACCACAUUCAGAUCUAAGGCCAAAUGCACCAAUACCACCAAAGAGAAUGUUAAAAGAGGGCAAUGAUAAAAUGAUGCUUGUAAGCAGUAACGAUGAAAUUACCGAUGUUUAG
Molecule: messenger RNA, 14289 nt
Organism: Brugia pahangi
Lineage: Eukaryota; Metazoa; Nematoda; Chromadorea; Rhabditida; Onchocercidae
Source: the annotation of a GenBank genome assembly